AAGGUCAUAGACACAAAAAUGGCAGCUUCCAGUCGGUCAGUCGUUGUACUAAAAGCCAUAAAGAGUAUAGUGGUACAGUUUUGUCCCUUUGAGUCUAAUGUUCGUUCAACACGGGAGUUUCUGGUCAGGGUGGGAUCGGAAAAGGCCAGAAUGACCAACAUGAACUGUGAGGUGACCACAAAAGUGAAACAUGACAAGUCUGAACCUUUGGUGGACAUCACAUUCACGGAUGGGGAGACGUUGGUGAUGAAGGGAGCUGGACUGACCUGCAAAGAGAUGAUUACAGCACUGCAGUCACGCUGCAUAGCCAAGGACCCUCAGGCCAGAGCUGGAGCGAAGAAAUAGCCGCUUCUUCCGCAAUAUUUAUGUAUAAACCUAUCCAUUUGUAUAUUUGUGAAUGUGAAUAAAUGCUGUGUUGAAAUACAUUUUCUUGGU
Molecule: messenger RNA, 435 nt
Organism: Hypomesus transpacificus
Lineage: Eukaryota; Metazoa; Chordata; Actinopteri; Osmeriformes; Osmeridae
Gene: mrpl53
Product: mitochondrial ribosomal protein L53
Exons: 3
Coding region: 19-345 (108 amino acids)
Cellular component (GO): mitochondrial large ribosomal subunit
Source: RefSeq, a predicted model, not a curated record